Mya arenaria is the source of this 1259-nucleotide messenger RNA. Its product is annotated as programmed cell death protein 2-like. The transcript is spliced from 4 exons. Gene Ontology annotation, cellular component: nucleus; cytoplasm. The record is from RefSeq and is a predicted model, not a curated record. NCBI's taxonomy places the organism in Eukaryota, Metazoa, Mollusca, Bivalvia, Myida, Myidae. Bases 1 to 1059 code for a protein of 352 amino acids.
AUGGCAGCGCCCACUGUUGACAAACAUGUUGAACUAGGUUUUGUAGAAGAAACAGAUAAAUUUCUGCUUAAAAGCAGAUUCUUUCCAAGUAAAGUUGGAGGUAGACCGGCCUGGUUGUCUUUGAAAUCAUUGCCAACUCCAGAAGAGCUUUCAUGCAGCUUGUGUUCCAAACUAAUGAAAUUUUUGAUGCAAAUUUAUUCACCUGAUCCUUCAAAAGAGUCCUGCUUUCACAGAACUAUUUUCAUCUUUGUUUGUGACAAUACGAACUGUUGCAAAUCAAAUUGUGCAGGUCAUUUAGUUGUAUUUCGGUCACAGUUACAACAAAUCAAUGAAUUCUACAGUUCCAAACCACCAGUUGAGGCCAGAGUAGACAAGGAAAUAGAUGCCUCACUUCACAAUAAGUUAUGUAGGGUGUGUGGAUGCUUAGGGCCCAAGACAUGCGGAAAAUGCCACAAAGUUAGCUACUGCAGUAAAGAGCAUCAGGCAGUUGAUUGGAAAGAAAAUCACAAACAAGAAUGUUCUUCAGAUUCAGCAGAUGUUGCCAGUGAAAAGAACUACAACUGCCUUUUCCCAGAGUUUGAGCUUGUGACUGAGACAGAAAAUGUUCCUACAAAAGGUACAAAGGAGAAAAAUGAUGCAACAAAAAUGAAGGAGUAUGAAGAAUUCCUUAAGUCUGCAAAAGGGUCUGAUGCAGGAGAAAGUCUACCAGAUUCCGAAUUACAAAGCAUGGCUGGAAAGGGGACAGAUAAUGAUAAGCAGCUGCUGAAGUUUAAGGAAAGAAUUAGCUUUGAGCCAGAACAAGUUCUGCGCUAUGAUAAAGGUGGUGAGCCUCUCUGGAUUGCCCAUUCUCCCAAACCACAAGCCAUACCAGAUUGUGAUUGUGGGGCUAAGAGACAGUUUGAAUUUCAGGUGUUGCCCCACCUUCUUUCCCACCUGAAUGUGGACAGGCUGGGAGCUAGUCUAGACUGGGGCACAUUGUGUGUGUACACUUGUGUAGACAGCUGUGAGACGGGGAACCAGUAUAAGAGGGAGUUCAUAUUCAAACAAGACGUUAUCUGAUUUUAAUUGUAUUUAUUUUAUAUCUGUAUACAAAUGUAUAAUAAAAACCAGGUAUUCUUAACAAAGAUGUUCAUAUUUAUUUUCAAAAUUUAUAAUAAACAAACUCAAUUGUAUACUUCAAGUUCAAGUUUAAAGAAAUAUUUUCAUUUAACCAUAUCACGAGCUUAUUGGUGUCUUAAUGCCAUUACCCUUUGUAUGGG